Coturnix japonica (Japanese quail) is the source of this 1282-nucleotide messenger RNA. NCBI's taxonomy places the organism in Eukaryota, Metazoa, Chordata, Aves, Galliformes, Phasianidae. The record is from RefSeq and is a predicted model, not a curated record.
AGAAAAUUGGAGGGUGGAGGCAGCAGCCCCAGACGCCGCCGCCCCACAGGGCAGACGAGGAGGGUCCAAUGGGGGGCGAUAAAGGGGGGGUCGGGGGAUAAAGGAGGUGGGGGACAGGGCUGGGGGGGGAAUGGAGCACGGACGGCAACGGGAGCACGGCCCUAUAGGGGAGCAUGGACGGCUAUGGAAGCAUGGCCCUAUAAGGGAUCACAGCCCUAUAUGGGAUCAGGGCCCUAUAGAGGAGCACGGCCCCAUAAGGGAGCAUGGCCCUAUAGGGGAGCACGGCCCUAUAAGGGAGCACAGCCCUAUAUGGGAUCAGGGCCCUAUAUGGGAUCAGGGCCCUAUAAGGGAUCACGGCCCUAUAUGGGAGCCGUGGUGCGACUCCAUGGGGCUGCCGGCCCUGCUGAGGGCUCUGCUGCGGGAACGGAACCAUAGGACCGGACCUGAACGGAACGGACCAAACUGGGACAGGACAGAACGGAACGGACCGAGCCGGGACGGGACAGAACCGAGCGGACCAAACCGGGACGGCAGGUGUGUCGGUGUCACCACGGCUCAGCACAGCAUCAGCAGGACCUCCCUUAUCAGCAGGACCCCCCCCAUCCCCCCAUCCCCCCUUAUCACCAUGUCCCCCCCUAUCACCACCAAGGCCCUCCUUCUCACUAUCACGACCCACUAUCGCACCACCACAGCGCCCCCUGUCGGCCCGCCCCCCCUGUGUGUCGGGGCAGUUGUGGUGGUGAUGAUGUUAAUUAAGGCCGUAAUUACUAAUUACUAUUACUAAUAACGCACUCUGUGUCAUCCCCAGGCUGUGCUGAGCGCAAUGUGGGACAGAAGGCAGCAGCUGGGCACCAACUGUGCACCAUCAUUAGUGCACUAUCACUUGUGCACCAUCAUUUGUACACCAUCAGCUUUGCACCACCGCUCGUGCACCAUCAUCUUUACACCAUCACUUUACAUCACCACUUUACACCUUCAGUUGUGCAUCAUCACUUUGCACCACUACUUUGUACCAUCAUUUGUACACCAUCACUUGUGCACCAUCACUUUGCAGCAUCCCUUUGCACCUUCAGUUGUGCACCACCACUUUGCACCAUCACUUGUGCACCAUCAGCUUUACACCCCCACUUUGCACCAGGAGCAGAGCUCAGCAGCUGUUCCCUGUUGUGUUGUUGUGUUAUUGUGUAGUUGUGUUGUUCCAGCCCUGCUCACACUCGUGUGUUUAUUGCACCAUUAUGGGCUUUUUUCCCCCAAUAAAGCCCCACUCACAGCUGCAGCUUCA